Messenger RNA from Exophiala xenobiotica, 4499 nucleotides. RefSeq lists its product as uncharacterized. The coding region runs from base 941 to 4267 and encodes 1108 amino acids. Gene Ontology annotation, biological process: lipid metabolic process; phosphatidylinositol-mediated signaling. Gene Ontology annotation, molecular function: phosphatidylinositol-4,5-bisphosphate phospholipase C activity; calcium ion binding. The record is from RefSeq and is a predicted model, not a curated record. The transcript has a single exon. Lineage: Eukaryota; Fungi; Ascomycota; Eurotiomycetes; Chaetothyriales; Herpotrichiellaceae.
GGAGGCACAGUCACAGUCACUCUCGAGAAGAAGAAGAACACUACCAUCGUAUUCUCAUCUCAACAGCAGGCCAUCUUCAACAAACCGAGUAUCCAACGCAAGUGAUCCAGUGCUGGGGUCAUUGUUGAUUGACAUCUGCCAGUGUCAUCUUGGUCGGUCGGUCUGUCUGCAAGCAAUACCGGUCCUGACGCAUCUUUUCCCACAUCCUUGCCCACUUCGACCACUCACUUCCUUGUCCUAUUGUUUUCUCUCCCUCGAUUCCCACACUCGACAUUCUGCAUACGACUGCGUCGCCUCUCCCGACACCAAUAGGCCAACCUUUGGACUUGUUUGUGCUGUGCACACAUCCACCAACUCCUUGUUCAUUUGAGCAGACAGCCGCAUCGCUUCUGUUUCGUCCCUUCCUUUGUCCAAUUCGAGUCCGAGUCGCCGUCGUUUUGCUGCUUGCGAACGUCACCACCAGCGAACGAAAGCGCCAUCCAAAAAUCACACCAUAGCCCAUCGAGGCUCUGCGACUGCAUCAGGUCGGUCGCCUAUCGUCUGACUGCAUAAACCUCCCCUGCGGCCGCUGUUCAGCCCUUCUGCGUCUUCUUCUGCACGGCCAGCGCCGAACGCCUUACGCACCCCAUCAUUGCGCAUCCGCCUAAACGCACGCGUUGUACUUCCCUCCCACACCUUCCCUGCAUUGCAGCUGCACCAGACCAGAUCCGAUCCUCCGCUACAUCUGGCGCACCCAGUCAUCACUAUGGCUGCUUUCCGAGCCUGAUCAAGGCCAUAGCAAUUCUGUACAGGACCGCCAACUGUGUCGAUUCCCACCAGACAAGAAUGAAGUCCUCAAAGUUCCAUAUACAGAGCUGGACUCGUCUCUUUCACCGCCAAUUCCAAUCUUGAUCAGUGCCUCAUAACCUCAAAUUCCCGGGAUAUCAACUUUGCGGAGGUCAUGAUCUCCGCUUCGCCGUCGCCCUCCCUCAGGGCUCUACGAAGUCGGGACACUUCUCCUUCGCCUCGUCCGCGUCCACUGGCUCGGAUGCCUUCCAUUCAGCGCGUCAAUACCGCCUUCACACCCCAGAUGCUGUCGGCUACCCCGGCUUCCGCCAACAGUAUCUCCUCAAUUGCCCCUAGUCCUCAUAUAUCUUCUCUCCAGUCCUCGCCACUGGUCUCUCAAACAUACCACCACCAUCUUGGCAAUCCGGGGCCACUUGAGCUGCCUGAGUCUGUCAUAUCUCCUGCCUAUGCCUCGCCUCCGCAAAGAGACCCGUCUGUGGGCAUCAAGCCCGUCGGCCUCAUGCGCAAGCUAUCCCAGAGUGCCAAAGACGGUGUCUCUUCUACACGGCAGAUACUACGAAGAAAAGCGUCCUCCACGCAGAAUCGUCGAGAUGAAAGCACAGGACCCAUCACCCGGCGCCGCAGUGACAGCAAGACGGCCCUCGUGAAUGGCACUUCGAUCGAGUCUCCGUCAUAUGACACCUUACCCCUGGACCUUCACUCAGGCCUGGGUCUGUUCGAUACCAUGAGUAUCUCCAGCGAGCCAGUCACCCUCCUCGAUACCAGCCCCGAAGGCCAAGCUCCGUGCGUGCCGGAGCGCCUGGUAGGAGGAUGCCUUUUGACCAAGAUCACCAAGAACAAGAAACAAGAAAAGUUGUUCUUCUUGGACGUCGAGGGAUCUCGAGUCUCGUGGAAGGGUGCUGUUACCAUGAAAGUCUUCCACAUAGAUAACAUUAAAAGCAUUCGGAGUGGGGAAGAGGCUGCCAGCUACCAGCAAGCGCUCCGUGGUGAAGCAGUCGAUUCCGAGCUUUGCUUCACCGUCAACUACGCGCCAUCAGACUCUUCAAAGCAGGUCAAGACGCUGCAUCUGGUGGCUCAUUGCCCUGCUGACCUCAAACUGUGGCUUGACACCUUGGAAAGCCUGGCAAAGCACCGUGAGGAGUUGAUGACUGUUCGUUCCUCUGAACGAGAAUCCGUCAUGCGAGCUCAUUGGGAGAGUGAAAUGGCCCGCCGACCAGAAAGCUGCAAGGUCCAUGGUCUUAACUUACCAGCCAUUCAAUCACUCUGCCGUAAGCUGCAUAUUCAUGCUCCCGAGAAGGAGCUCGAAGAGCACUUCAACUCCUCGGACGUCGACAAGUCAAAACGUCUCACAUACGAGCAAUUCAAGGAGUUUCUCAAACGCCUCCGUGAGAGAAGUGACAUCAAGAAGAUCUUCAAUGAUCUGAAAGACGCCAAUUCCCGUGGAAUCACUCGAUUCCAGUUUGUCUCUUUCCUUGAAGAGGUUCAAGGUAUCAAUCUUGCCGACCUGUCUGAACCUGCUCAGUGGGAAGAGAAGAUAAAUGAUAUGGUGGCAACAUCGUUUCCGAACAACCCAGAGCUGCAUGACCUAGAUCUCAUCGAUGUCAACUCGUUUGCUGCGUUCCUGAUGUCCAAAGACUGCCAUGUCUACUCAAGACCUCAAGAAUCAAUACCCAACUUCGAUCGACCCCUGAACGAGUACUUCAUUUCAAGUUCUCACAAUACCUACUUGACAGGCUGGCAAGUCAACGGAACUUCUUCAGCGGAAGCCUACAUCACCGCUCUACGUCAUGGCUGCCGUUGCAUUGAGAUUGACUGCUGGAAUGGUCAAGAUGGCAAUCCGAGGGUUACACACGGCCGGACGCGCACCAGCUCUGUCCUUUUCUCCGAUUGCAUCAACGCCAUUCAAAGGUGCGCCUUCGAUGUCAGCCCAUAUCCUGUUAUCAUCUCUCUGGAAGUCCACUGCGACGCCGAGCAACAAGCCAAGAUGGUAGAUAUUAUGACUUCUGUCUUUGGCGAUCGCCUGCUUCUUCACCCUCUGCCUGGUUUCACAACCAAAUUGCCCUCACCCGAACACCUCAAACACAAAUACCUGAUCAAGGUCAAAUCCACCGAGCUUCAUGCCGAUCUCGAGGCAUCACGCCGCACCACGUCUCUCAGCCGCACUCGCAGUGCAAGCUCACCCCACCGCAGCAUCCAGCCAUCCAGCUUGGCUCAUGCGUUGACGGCGGUAUCAAGCCCCGCCGUGAUCACGCCGCCUGAGACCCUCUAUUCCCCAACAGAUAGAUCUGUGACAGCGACGAGUGCAAGCAGCGCCGAUGAAGAGAGUGAUGUUGCGUUUACUUCUCCCUCGAACCAAGAAAACCAAAGGCCGCCUCCGAAAUUGAGCAAGGUCGGGCCUGUUCUGUCAGCUCUUGGAGUUUACAUGAAAGGGUACAGCCUUCGCGAAGGUCGAGAUCUGGCGUUUGAUCAGUACAACCACAUUUUCUCACUCAACGAGAACCGGGCCAUUGAGCUUUGCCAUUCUGCCGAAGACAAAGCCAUGUUCGAGGACCACAACCUCCGCUACAUGUGUCGAGUCUAUCCAAAAAAUCUUCGCUUUCAGUCCUCCAACUUCGAUCCCAAUACCUUCUGGAGACGAGGUGUUCAGAUGGUCGCUCUCAACUGGCAGACAUUUGAUGCACACAUGCAGAUGAACCAAGCCAUGUUUGCCGCUGGUACGGACGCAUAUGGUUACGUGCUCAAGCCUGAAUACCUCCGUAAGCCUCGAACCAAGUACGGAGACUUCGAGCAUCGUGUCAAACUGCCACGAUACAAAAUGAAGUUCUCAGUCCAGGUCGUCUCGGCUCAGCAACUUCCUCGGCCAGCCAACAUGAGCAAGGACACGCCAUUGAACCCCUUUAUCGAGGUGCAGAUGUUUAGUGCUGAGGACAGAGCUCGAGGCAUCGCAAACGGUACCGGUGGUAAGGAGACCUACUCUAAUGGCUACCAUGGCAUUGGAUCACCAUAUCGUCGACAGACACAAAUCUGUUUUGGAAAUGGCUUCAACCCCCAAUUUGGCGAUAGCAUUGAGCUGUCUCUGGAGACGAAGUAUCCGGAACUGGUCUUCGUCCGCUUCAUCGUCUACAACUCGGACGACGGCCGACACAACGGUAAGGGUGUCAAACAGCUCGCUGCCUUCACAGCGAAACUCGACAGCCUACAGAAAGGAUACAGACAUCUGCCCCUUUACAAUGGCCAUGGCGAAGAGUUCAUCUUCUCCACGUUGUUCUGCAAAAUUGUCAAGCAAGAAUCCAAGCUGAUGCCAUGGUCUCUGCAAGACGUCAACGGACGACCCUCGAGGACCAACGUGUUCCGAGGAAUCCUCUCGCGCGGCUUGUCCGGUGAUCGCGGCAGAGACCGAGCUUCGAGUGUUGAGGACCAACGAACAGCCCGGCAAGCGAGGCUGAACCGUGAGAUUGAAGAAAAGAUUGCCAAAGCAUGAGAUUGCUUGAUGCAUAAGCAUUAAUUGUAUCAACGGAAGGCGAGGGACAUUUGAUUUUCGAAAGAGAUACCCAAAAGCAGAUAUGACCGUGAUGACAUUGAUUAGAAUCAUCCCGUCUGGCAACGGACAUUAUUUCAUGUGCUAACACUGUUUGGUCAGAAGAGGUGGACUUGUCAUAACUACUGCGACUUUUUCUAUGUACUAUAUAUAAAUGGCAGGACUGUUUUCUUGG